UCUCUCUCUCUCUCUCUCUCUCUCUCUACAGAAUGAUAGAGGGAGCUCGUGAAUCACAUCAUAGUCGUCCUCCCCUCAUUCGUCCUCUCCAGCAGACACCGAAAAACUGCGUUCAUGCCAAAAUGGGAUGUGGAAAUUCCUCCGCCACGAGCACGACAGCCGGAGGUCCUGCAGAGGUGGCCAAAGAUGUGACGGAAGAGCCUUCGCCGGACGACGAGAAGCGGAGCAGGAACUACGGUGGAGUGUAUGUGGGUCUUCCUGCUGAUCUGACUGCAGUCGCUGCCAGUCAGUCCAAAUCAACACGCAAAGAGUGAAAGCAGAUCAAAGCUACAAAUAUCAGAUGGGAUAUACAACAGAUAUUCAAGGAUGGAGCUGUUUAAACAGGAUGACAUCAUCAUGACAUCAUACAGAGGGAUUCUGUUUGGAACACUGAGCAUUAUUGUGACUGUGAAUGUAGGCACUGUUGCCGUGGUAACCGAUGACCUCUCACUUCUCCGGGAUUCACCACGGCAGGGCAUUUCCCAAAAUCUGGAGACGCGAUCAACUGUACAUCUCUGCAAUAACAGACUAUUCUCUGCUUUUUUUUUCUUAGAGGAAUAUGUUAGAAUGCUGUAUUUUACAUGUGUACGUAUUGGGGUGGAAUAACAAUGUGGUCAAAAUGUUUAGCACUAACAUGACUAGCGAUGUUGAGGUGACUACUAUAUGGAAAUACGAUGUGAAUAUAGACUAGUUUUCUUAUACACUUUGAUAGUCGCAUCACUGUUGCAGUUAACACACGCGUAUUAGCAUUUACUAAUGCAAGAGUUCUUAUAUUUAUUCUAUUUCAGGCUGAAGACCUGCGAUUGUACGAUUAACAUUUUUAGUGGUUCAUGUCAAUUCUGUAUAUGAUAUUAAAAAGUAUGAGAUUUUACGAAA
This is a messenger RNA of Danio rerio (zebrafish), 915 nucleotides long. The record is from RefSeq and is a predicted model, not a curated record. NCBI's taxonomy places the organism in Eukaryota, Metazoa, Chordata, Actinopteri, Cypriniformes, Danionidae.